This is a messenger RNA of Diachasma alloeum, 5392 nucleotides long. RefSeq lists its product as uncharacterized. The coding region runs from base 110 to 5257 and encodes 1715 amino acids. Gene Ontology annotation, molecular function: chitin binding. The record is from RefSeq and is a predicted model, not a curated record. Gene Ontology annotation, cellular component: extracellular region. NCBI's taxonomy places the organism in Eukaryota, Metazoa, Arthropoda, Insecta, Hymenoptera, Braconidae. The transcript has 4 exons.
AUCAGUGGUCACCGGGUGGUCUCUUCCUGAGAGUCGAAGAAAAAACAGGAUCAAGACGUGAGUUUGAAUUUCCAAAUUGAAAAGUCGACUUAAUUCAAUCGGCGGAAACAUGGAGAAAUUCUUCAUCACGACGGUGAUCUUCUGCGUAUUGACUGAUUCUUCAUCCGGCUCGUUGUUUGGGUCUGGCGGUGGAGGAGGAUCCGCUGGAAGCCACGCUGACGGGAAAUUUGCCAGAGAGGUGGACGCGGAAGCCGGCAUUCAUGAAGAAGCCCACUUGGGCAUCGGGGGUGGAGGACACGUAGAAGGUCACAUUGACGGUGCAUUCGAUGUGGGAGCCCAAAUGGGGGGAUUAUUAAGUGGAGCAUUCAACGCUGGAUCGAAAAUCGCGGGGGCGGCAAUGGGUAGGUCAAAAUUGGCUUUAGUAGGAGUGAAGGAUGCAGCGGUAAGUGCCGCAUCGGCAGUCGCUGGAGCAGUAAAAGGUGAAAUAGAACAUCUCAGAGAAUUCGGGGAAAAACUGAAAGGAUCGGGAGACACUGAAGGAGAAUUCAGCGAAAAGGGAUAUGGUGAGAUAGGUUACGUCGUAGGAGGACAGGCUGACGGAGGAUACAGCAGGAAGGUCCAUGUUGAAGGAGGAUACGAAAAAAAGGGCCAUGUUGGAGCAGAAUACGGCCGAGAGGACUAUUAUAUUGAAGGAGGAUAUGGCAGUGGUGGCCAUACUAGACGAGUUGAAGAAAAACUGAAACGAUCGGGAGACACCGAAGGAGAAUUCAGCGAAGAAGGAUAUGGUGAGGGACGUUACGGCGCAGGAGGAUACGUUGACGGAGGAUACAUCAGGAAGGUCCAUGUUGAAGGAGGGUACGAAAAAAAGGGCCACGUUGGAGCAGAAUACGGCAGAGAGGACUAUGUUGGAGGAGGAUACGGCAGAGGUGCCCAUGCUGAAAGAGUUGGAGAAAAACUGAAAGGAUCGGGAGAUACCGAAGAAGAAUUCAGCGAAAAGGGAUAUGGUGAGAUAGGUUACGGCGCAGGAGGCCACGCUGACGGGAAAUAUGCCGGAGAGGUGAACGCGGAAGCCGGCAUUCAUGAAGAAGCCCACUUGGGCAUCGGAGGUGGAGGACACGUAGAAGAUCACAUUGACGGAGCAUUCGAUGUGGAAGGCAACAUAGGGGGAUUAUUAAGUGGAGCAUUCAACGCUGGAUCGAAAAUCGCGGGGGCGGCAAUGGAUGGUUCAAAAUUGGCUUUGGUAGGAGUGAAGGAUGCAGCGGUAAGUGACGCAUCGGCAGUCGCUGGAACAGUAAAAGGUGGAAUAGAACAUCUCAGAGAAUUCGAGGAAAAACUGAAAGAAUCGGGAGACACCGAAAGAGAAUUCAGCGAAGAGGGAUAUGGUGAGAGAAGUUACGGCGCAGGAGGACACAUUGACGGAGGAUACAGCAGGAAGGUCCAUGUUGAAGGAGGAUACGAAAAAAAGGGCCAUGUUGGAGCAGAAUACGGCAGAGAGGACUAUGUUGGAGGAGGAUACGGCAGAGGUGGCCAUGCUGAAAGAGUUGGAGAAAAACUGAAAGGAUCGGGAGAUACCGAAGAAGAAUUCAGCGAAAAGGGAUAUGGUGAGAUAGGUUACGGCGCAGGAGGCCACGCUGAGGGAAAAUAUGCCGGAGAGGUGAACGCGGAAGCCGGCAUUCAUGAAGAAGCCCACUUGGACAUCGGAGGUGGAGGACACGUAGAAGAUCACAUUGACGGAGCAUUCGAUAUGGAAGGCAACAUAGGGGGAUUAUUAAGUGGAGCAUUCAACGCUGGAUCGAAAAUCGCGGGGGCGGCAAUGGGUAGAUCAAAAUUGGCUUUGGUACGAGUGAAGGAUGCAGCGGUAAGUGACGCAUCGGCAGUCGCUGGAACAGUAAAAGGUGGAAUAGAACAUCUCAGAGAAUUCGAGGAAAAACAGAAAGAAUCGGGAGACACCGAAAGAAAAUUCAGCGAAAAGGGAUAUGGUGAGAGAAGUUACGGCGCAGGAGGACACGUUGACGGAAGAUACAGCAGGAAGGUCCAUGUUGAAGGAGGGUACGAAAAAAAGGGCCAUGUUGGAGCAGAAUACGGCAGAGAGGACUAUGUUGGAGGAGGAUACGGCAGAGGUGGCCAUGUUGAAAGAGUUGGAGAAAAACUGAAAGGAUCGGGAGAUACCGAAGAAGAAUUCAGCGAAAAGGGAUAUGGUGAGAUAGGUUACGACGCAGGAGGCCACGCUGACGGGAAAUAUGCCGGAGAGGUGAACGCGGAAGCCGGCAUUAAUGAAGAAGCCCACUUGGGCAUCAGAGGUGGAGGCCACGUAGAAGGUCACAUUGACGGAGCAUUCGAUGUGGAAGGCAACAUAGGGGGAUUAUUAAGUGGAGCAUUCAACGCUGGAUCGAAAAUCGCGGGGGCGGCAAUGGGUGAAUCAAAAUUGACUUUGGUAGGAGUGAAGGAUACAGCGGUAAGUGACGCAUCGGCAGUCGCUGGAACAGUAAAAGGUGGAAUAGAACAUCUCAGAGAAUUCGAGGAAAAACUGAAAGAAUCGGGAGACACCGAAGGAGAAUUCAACGCAGAGGGAUAUGGUGAGAGAAGUUACGGCGCAGGAGGACACGUUGACGGUGCAUAUAGCAGGAAGAUCCAUGUUGAAGGAGGGUACGAAAAAAAGGACUAUGUUGGAGCAGAAUACGGCAGAGAGGACUAUGUUGGAGGAGGAUACGGCAGAGGUGGCCAUGCUGAAAGAGUUGGAGAAAAACUGAAAGGAUCGGGAGAUACCGAAAAAGAAUUCAGCGAAAAGGGAUAUGGUGAGAUAGGUUACGGCGCAGGAGGCCACGCUGAGGGAAAAUAUGCCGGAGAGGUGAACGCGGAAGCCGGCAUUCAUGAAGAAGCCCACUUGGGCAUCGGAGGUGGAGGACACGUAGAAGAUCACAUUGACGGAGCAUUCGAUGUGGAAGGCAACAUAGGGGGAUUAUUAAGUGGAGCAUUCAACGCUGGAUCGAAAAUCGCGGGGGCGGCAAUGGGUGGAUCAAAAUUGGCUUUGGUAGGAGUGAAGGAUGCAGCGGUAAGUGACGCAUCGGCAGUCGCUGGAACAGUAAAAGGUGGAAUAGAACAUCUCAGAGAAUUCGAGGAAAAACUGAAAGAAUCGGGAGAUACCGAAGAAGAAUUCAGUGAAAAGGGAUAUGGCGAGACAGGUUACGGCGCAGGAGGCCACGCUGAGGGAAAAUAUGCCGGAGAGGUGAACGCGGAAGCCGGCAUUCAUGAAGAAGCCCACUUGGGCAUCGGAGGUGGAGGACACGUAGAAGAUCACAUUGACGGAGCAUUCGAUGUGGAAGGCAACAUAGGGGGAUUAUUAAGUGAAGCAUUCAACGCUGGAUCGAAAAUCGCGGGGGCGGCAAUGGGUAGAUCAAAAUUGGCUUUGGUACGAGUGAAGGAUGCAGCGGUAAGUGACGCAUCGGCAGUCGCUGGAACAGUAAAAGGUGGAAUAGAACAUCUCAGAGAAUUCGAGGAAAAACUGAAAGAAUCGGGAGAUACCGAAGAAGAAUUCAGUGAAAAGGGAUAUGGUGAGAUAGGUUACGGCGCAGGAGGCCACGCUGAGGGAAAAUAUGCCGGAGAGGUGAACGCGGAAGCCGGCAUUCAUGAAGAAGCCCACUUGGGCAUCAGAGGUGGAGGACACGUAGAAGGUCACAUUGACGGAGCAUUCGAUGUGGAAGGCAACAUAGCGGGAUUAUUAAGUGGAACAUUCAACGCUGGAUCGAAAAUCGCGGGGGCGGCAAUGGGUGGAUCAAAAUUGACUUUGGUAGGAGUGAAGGAUGCAGCGGUAAGUGACGCAUCGGCAGUCGCUGGAACAGUAAAAGGUGGCAUAGAACAUCUCAGAGAAUUCGAGGAGAAACUGAAAGAAUCGGGAGACACCGAAGGAGAAUUCAGCGAAGAGGGAUAUGGUGAGAGAAGUUACGGCGCAGGAGGAUACGUUGACGGAGCAUACAGCAGGAAGGUCCAUGUUGAAGGAGGGUACGAAAAAAAGGGCUAUGUUGGAGUAGAAUACGGCAGAGAGGACUAUGUUGGAGGAGGAUACGGCAGAGGUGGCCAUGCUGAAAGAGUUGGAGAAAAACUGAAAGGAUCGGGAGAUACCGAAGAAGAAUUCAGCGAAAAGGGAUAUGGUGAGAUAGGUUACGGCGCAGGAGGCCACGCUGACGGGAAAUAUGCCGGAGAGGUGAACGCGGAAGCCGGCAUUCAUGAAGAAGCCCACUUGGGCAUCGGAGGUGGAGAACAUGUAGAAGGUCACAUUGACGGAGCAUUCGAUGGGAAAGGCAACAUAGGGGGAUUAUUAAGUGGAUCAUUCAACGCUGGAUCGAAAAUCGCGGGGGCGGCAAUGGGUGGAUCAAAAUUGGCUUUGGUAGGAGUGAAGGAUGCUGUGGUUAGUGACGCAUCGGCAGUCGCUGGAAUAGUAAAAGGUGGAAUAGAACAUCUCAGAGAAUUCGAGGAAAAACUGAAAGGAUCAGGACACACCGAAGGAGAAUUCAGCGAAAAGGGAUAUGGUGAGAUAGUUUACGGCGCAGGAGGACAUGCUAACGAAGGAUACAGCAGGAAGGUCCAUAUUGAAGGAGGAUACAAAAAAAAAAGCCAUGUUGGAGCAGAAUACGGCAGAGAGGACUAUGUUGGAGGAGGAUACGGCAGUGGUGGCCAUACUGGAAGAGUUGAAGAAAAACUGAAAGGAUCAGGAGACAUCGAAGGAGAACUCAGCGAAGAGGGAUAUGGUGAGAGAGGUUACGGCGCAGGAGGACACGUUGCCAGAGGAUACAGCAGGAAGAUUCAUGUUGAAGGAGGCUACGAAAAGAAGGGCCAUGUUGGAGCAGAAUACGGCAGAGGGGACCAUGUUGGAGGAGGAUAUAGUGGUGGAGGACAUGCUGAAGGUCAUGUUGGAGAAAAAUUAGGCGCAGGAGGACAUGUCGGGGGAAAAGUCGGCACAGACGGAUAUGCCGAAGAAAAAUUGAGACAGGAAAUGCUGGAGGAUACGUUAGCGCAGAUGGCCAUACCGGAGGAAAAUGCGGCGCAGAUCGACGUGCCAGCGAAACAGCUGAUAAAGAACGAACCGACAUGCCCGCGAGGAUUCACCGGGUACCUGGAGUACCCAUACAACUGCUACAAGUUUUUGCAGUGCGACCGCGGUCGUACAUUCGUAAUGAACUGCGGCCCUGGUACAGCUUUCAAUCCCAGUAUAAAUGUCUGCGAUUGGCCACAAAAUGUUCCUACUUGCCACGCGUAUUGAAAGGGAAUCAUCGACAUUCGUUGACACGACAGAAGAAUCGAAGACACUUUUUGAUAGAAAACAUUUAUUGAUUAAGUUUUUUUUCAUUUUUAUUUUUCUAUUUCAUUGGUUUUAUCGAAGUAGUUCUCGAUUUGA